Bactrocera dorsalis (oriental fruit fly) is the source of this 1482-nucleotide messenger RNA. Its product is annotated as piggyBac transposable element-derived protein 3-like. The coding region runs from base 1 to 1482 and encodes 493 amino acids. Gene Ontology annotation, molecular function: sequence-specific DNA binding. The transcript is spliced from 2 exons. NCBI's taxonomy places the organism in Eukaryota, Metazoa, Arthropoda, Insecta, Diptera, Tephritidae. The record is from RefSeq and is a predicted model, not a curated record.
AUGAAAACUAACGAUUGUAGACUAGAGGAUGUUGAUGACGAGGAACCUUAUGACGAUACUUUAGACGAUUGUUUGCCGAGCUCGUCCAAGAAAAUUUGUCGCCCAAUUCAAUCAAAUACUGGAGUACCACUUCCACCAGCUAACAAAGACAGCAAAUAUACUUGGCAAACCGCUAAUUCAUUACCAGUCCUUCCCAUAUUCCCUGAAACAAAUUUCGAAGAUUGUCGGGAUCUUAGACCUCAUCAACUUUUUGAGAAAUUUUUCAGCGAUGACUUGCUUGAACAUAUAUGCAAAUGUUCGAAUUUGUACGCUACGCAUCAUCAGAAACGAUACGAAGAACUUACUAUAGAUGAGUUACGUGUGUUCAUCGCAAUUUUGAUAGUAACUGGCUACACUUCUACAGGAGCCUUUCGAGACAUGUGGAGCUGCGAUGAUGACGUUCAAAACGUUAUGGUCUUCAAUGCUAUGCGAAGGAACCGCUUUGAGGAAAUCAACUAUAUGCUGCACUUCGAGUCCGCAUUGCACGAACCGUCUGCUAGUUCUGACAGGUUUGACACUCUUUGGAAACUACGCCCACUGACUGACCAUAUAAAGGCCAAAAUGACUGAAAACUUUCACCCAGAACAAAAUCUCUCAUAUGACGAAAGUAUGAUUGCAUAUUUCGGUCGCCAUGGAUGUAAACAGUUCAUAAAAGGAAAGCCAAUUCGUUUCGGAUACAAAGCUUGGUCUCUUUGCACUCCUAGAGGAUAUAUGAUCAAUUUUGAAAUAUACCAAGGUAAGAAUCCGAGGGUGAAUCCUAAAUAUGAAGAACGCUUUGGCACUUGCGCAGCUCCACUCUUGUGUAUGAUUGACGAAUUUUCGGAAGAGGUGCAAGGACUUCCGUUAUCCUUUUACUUUGACAAUCUUUUCACUGGAAUACCAUUGAUGAUUUAUUUGAAAAAAAGAGGUUUCCAGGCUACCGGUACAAUUCGAGAAAACCGAAUUCCAAAAAGUUGUCCUAUUCCACAUAAGAAGGAUUUGCGUAAACAGCAAAGAGGAUAUUACGAAAGCGUGGAAAUCAAAGAAGAGUCAAUUUAUCUGACUAAAUGGGUAGAUAACUCGGUAGUCUGCCUUGCAUCAACAUGUUUUAGUGGCGAACCAAAAUCCACAGCAUCUCGCUACAGUAGAGAAUUGCGUAGGAAAAUACCAGUUCCACGUCCGUGCGUUGUAACUCAAUACAACAAAUUUAUGUCGGGUGUGGAUCGAUUUGACCAAAAUGUUGCAGGCCACCGAAUAACCUUUAGAGGAAAAAAAUGGUGGCAUUCCAUUUUUACUUGGCUUAUUGAUGCAAGCUUGCAAAACAGCUGGCUUCUUUAUAAAUCCGCUAAUGAAAAUAAGUCAUUUAAAGAUUUUAAGAGAGAAGUAGCAAUUUACUAUUGCAAGCACUACGGCGUCGAACUGAAAAAGUUCCAAAAACCUCAAAUAAACGAAUUGAAUCCGUAA